Molecule: messenger RNA, 1250 nt
Organism: Cucurbita maxima (winter squash)
Lineage: Eukaryota; Viridiplantae; Streptophyta; Magnoliopsida; Cucurbitales; Cucurbitaceae
Product: WAT1-related protein At5g64700-like
Exons: 7
Coding region: 83-1135 (350 amino acids)
Cellular component (GO): plasma membrane
Molecular function (GO): transmembrane transporter activity
Source: RefSeq, a predicted model, not a curated record
CAACUUCACAUCAACACACUCAGUUCACCUCAUUUUCUCUCCACUUUUAAAUUUGGUUUCUUCUUCCUUAAGAUUUCUGAAAAUGGGUUCCAAAAAACCAUAUUUUGUUGCGGUUUUGACACAGAUUCUUCUAGCUGGGAUGAGUCUUCUUUCAAAGGCGGCGUUUGCUUCUGGGAUGAACAGCUUUGUGUUUGUGUUCUAUAGGCAAGCUGCUGGUGCUGUUUUUUACCUCCCUCUCAUCAUGUUUUUGAAAAGAAAAGAGCCCCGCCCGCUUUCUCUCAGGAAUUUCUUCAAGAUUUUUGCCAUUUCCUUAAUUGGGAUGACGAUUGGAUUCAAUGCAUACGGUGUGGCGGUUGAUUAUACAUCAGCAAAUUUGGGAGCUGCUGCGUUUAAUUGUCUCCCAGUGACAACGUUUCUGUUUGCAGUUUUAUUAAGGAUGGAGAAAGUGAGGUUGAGAACAGUGGCUGGAAUGGCAAAAGCUUUUGGAAUAUUAGUUUGCAUUGGGGGAGUGAUCACACUUGCAUUCUACAAAGGUCCUUAUUUGAAGCCACUCAUCAAUCAUCAUCUUUUUCAAUUUCACAAAUCCCAAACCCACAAACCUCAUAUCUCUUCCACAAAAACAUGGAUCAUUGGCUGUUUUCUUCUCUUCCUCUCCAGCAUUUCUUGGGGUUUGUGGUUCGUUCUUCAGGCACAUUUUCUGAAGACAUACCCAUCACCACUGGAGUUCAUAAGCUACCAGACAAUACUAAGCACAGCACAGUCAUUUGUGAUAGCCAUUGCCAUGGAAAGAAACCCUUCUGAGUGGAAGUUGGGUUGGAACAUUAGGCUUCUAGCUGUUCUUUACUGCGGAAUUCUUGUCACCGUUGUUUCAAAUUUCUUGCAAUGUUGGGUUAUCAAAGAAAAAGGUCCCGUUUUUCAAGCCAUGACCACCCCUUUGAAUGUCAUUGCUACCAUCAUUGGCUCUGAAUUGCUAUUGGGCGAAGGCAUCAAUUUGGGAAGCCUUAUUGGUGCCAUGUUGCUAGUGGUGAGCCUUUAUAGCGUGUUAUGGGGCAAAAGCAAAGAGCUCAACGUUAUUGAUAUAGAUAGCAAUCGACCGAGAGAGGUGCCAGAAAUGAUGUCACCUCCUCAGCCAUAGAUAGCAAAGAUCUAGUUUUGAUCAUUAUAAUAUAUCAAAGCCUAUGAGAAUUGGCCAUGAAUUUGUUGAAUAUUUUGUAACACAUUGCUUUGAUAAAGUAAAGGAUCAAGCUCAA